AUGGACGAAAACGUGAAACAGCAUUAUCUGGCUGACUCGCCGCCCAGCGUGGUCCGCCUAGAAAUCAAGUCGCACUUUGACACUCUUAAGGAUGAGAGUCUUCGGAGAUAUGCCCACUACAUGAGCAGAGCUGCGUUUGAAGGUACUCGUGUGACUUUGCGCCAGGUCUCGCCCGAGUCGGAACCUAUCUACGAUCUUAUUCUCGCCCUCCACGGAGCUUGCAAUGGCGACUGGAAGAGUCUCGCCGAAAAGACUCAGGUCAGCGAUGAACACCUCCGCUUCUUCCUCGAAUACGCCGCUCAAUUCCUGGGUAACUGCGGUAAUUACAAGGGCUUUGGUGACUCCAAGUUCAUUCCUCGGAUCCCCGCGUCUGCCCUGGAGGCUUUGGCAUCGAGCACACCGGAGACCAAGGAGGCUUUCCAGAAGGCAAACAGCACUGGUGGCGGUAUCUAUGAGACAACCGAACAGUCUAUGAUGCAUCUGGGUUACCCUGCCAGUGGUCAUAUGACCACCUACUAUCCCGACUCGCCCACAAUUACCAAGGACGAGAUUACGGCCGUUGGUGAUUUGAUGGAGAAGAAGGGCCUGGCGUUGGAGAACACGAGAAUCCGCAAGACGGCCUCGGGAGACUUUGAACUCUUGAUUGCAUCUGGAGUCACUAACCCUCCUCGGAGGGAUCGCGACCUCGGCGAGACUGAUACUUUUGAGCUCGAGGGGGCUCUCAAAGGCAAGACCCUUCGCCUGGUCUUCGGAGACUACCAGGAGGAGAUGGCUAAGAUUGCGCACAACAUUAAGCUGGCUGAGCGUAAUGCGGCCAACGAUAAUCAGAAGAAGAUGUUGGACGCAUAUGCUCUUUCAUUCGGUGCUGGAUCUAUUGAGUCAUUCAAGGAAAGCCAGCGUGUUUGGGUCAAGGACCAGAAGCCCACUUUGGAGACGAACUUGGGAUUCGUCGAGACCUACCGUGAUCCCCAUGGUGUGCGUGGAGAGUGGGAGGGCUUUGUCGCUCUGGUGAACCUGGAGCGAACUCGCGCAUUCGGUGCUUUGGUGGACAGUGCUGAGAGCAUGAUCCCCAAGCUGCCCUGGGGUACCGAUUUCGAGAAGGACAAGUUCCUCAGUCCCGAUUUCACCUCCCUGGAAGUCCUGAGCUUCGCUUGCUCUGGUCUUCCUGCCGGUAUUAACCUUCCCAACUACGACGACAUUCGUCAAAACUUGGGUUUCAAGAACGUCUCCCUCGGCAAUGUUCUGAGCGCCAAGGCCCCGAAUGAGCCCAUUCCCUUCAUUGCUGAGAAGGACCAGGAGGUCUUCCGUCGCUGCCGUGACCCUGCCUUUGAAGUUCAGGUCGGUAUCCAUGAGCUGCUUGGCCAUGGAACCGGCAAGCUUCUUCAGGAGACUGCACCGGGCGAGUACAACUUCGAUAUCUCCAACCCUCCUAUUAGCCCCGUGACUGGCAAGCCCGUGUCAACCUGGUACAAGCCUGGUCAAACGUGGAGCUCGGUGUUCGGUGCUAUCGCCUCUUCAUAUGAGGAGUGCCGUGCCGAGUGUGUUGCUAUGGCUCUGGGCUGUGACUUUGAGAUUCUCAAGAUCUUCGGUUUCGGCGAUGGCAAAGAGGACAUGGCCGGCGAGGCCGGUGACGUUCUCUAUGCAGCCUAUCUCCAGAUGGCUCGUGCCGGUCUGGUUGCUUUGGAGUUCUGGGACCCCAAGACUCAGAAGUGGGGACAGGCUCAUAUGCAGGCUCGUUACAGUAUUCUGCGCACUUUCCUCGGUGCUGGCGAUGACUUUGUCAAGUUGUCGUACACCAAGGAAGAUCUGUCAGAUCUGGAGAUCCUCCUGGACCGGUCUAAGAUCCUGAGCCACGGUCGGCCUGCCGUUGAGAAGUACUUGCAGAAGCUGCACGUUUAUAAGAGCACUGCCGAUGUCGAGGCUGGCAAGGGCAUGUAUGACGAGAUCACCUCGGUCGACAGCUGGUGGGGAUCGCAGGUGCGCGAGGUUGUUCUCAAGAACAAGGUUCCUCGCAAGGUCUUUGUUCAGGCCAACACUAUUCUGGAGGGAGACAAGGUUACUCUGAAGGAAUAUGAGCCUACUCUGGAGGGACGCAAGUCCGGAAGCCAUCAGACCAGCCGCCUAGUCGCGAUUGGGUCUGAUCUGAACGACCACACCGUGUCGGACGAAACACACUCUCAGCACCCAUCAACCACGGCGCGCCCGCCUUCUCCAACGGACUCCCUCGCGGAGGACGACAACUACACAGCUCCCCCGCCGCACUCGCCCUCCCAAGCAUCCGCCUCGAGCUCCGCGUCCGUCAGCCCUCCACCUUUCUCCUCCCUCUUCGCCUCGACCGAGUCCAGUCGCCCCAAACUCACUGAGUCCCCCGGUCCCGCUUAUCUUCCAGCUUUUGCGCCGCCGCCACCCGUCGAGGAGCGUCUCGAUUCGGCCCCUUCGUCGGCGGUUGUCGCAGACACCAAAGCAUCCUUCUCCGAUCCUAAGGGGGACGGGCUUGGCAAGAGUACCGACGACGGGGAACCGCCGCCGCCGUAUACUGAAGGCUACAGUCCACUCGAGUCGUUUACAUACACGAUGGCUGCGGCAGGAGGCGCUUCAAGCAUCAUCACCCAGGUCCAGCAGACUGGUGGACCGCCCAUCAACACUCUCGGAGAUAUCGGUGGUGAUGAGCAUAUCACGCUAGAUCUCCGGGGUACCCGGUUUACACUGUCGCGAGAUGAGCUGUUAACGCUACCAGAGUUUGUCUUGCUGUCUCUGUUCCCAAAUGGCCUCCUUCCAGAUGGUCACAUGGGUGGAUUCCAUGAGGGUGAUAUUUACCCCGUUGACUAUGACCCAGCAUCCCUCCAAUUCAUGCUAGACUUCUUCCGAUCUGUCGCGCAAUCCAUUCCCUCGCCAUUGCCUUCCGCGUCGACAUCCCCUGACCUAGAAGUUCCCGAUGUCAUGCAAAAUCCCGCACGCGACAUGCUCCAGGAUCGUGCUGGAAUUAUCGUUCUUCGUGAGGAUCUCGACUUCUAUGUCAUCCCGCCACGCCCAGACAUUGGCCAUGAAGAAAUGCUUGAAGUCAAGCGGGCUGCUGGCCGAGCCUUGCUAAAGCAGGAUGGCAUUUUCUCCGGCCUGCGCAAGAGUGAGGAGGUCGGCUCAACUGAACAGCACCUCAUUGAGAUGCUGACUGCAGGUGGGUUUGAUCGUGAGGAUCACUGGGGUCACCGGGCCCCGGAGCCUAACAAGGCGGUGAUCUGCAGUCUGGCUCUGGCCAAGCUUCGCACCGACAUUCGCGGUGAUCUUUCAAACAACAAUACUGUUGGUAUGGCUCAAAAGCUUUUGCUUUUCUGGAGAAAGCCCGCUCGCCGCUGCUGGUGGGAGGGUGUGGAUCUUGACAACGUUGAGGGUGUUGAGGGUCAGGUUAAGGUCUGGAUCCGGAGGGUGUGGACCCUCGAAAUGAGUGUUAUUGGCCUGCGGUGA
This is a messenger RNA of Penicillium cataractarum, 3462 nucleotides long. Its product is annotated as dipeptidyl peptidase 3. Gene Ontology annotation, molecular function: dipeptidyl-peptidase activity. The record is from RefSeq and is a predicted model, not a curated record. The transcript has 9 exons. Gene Ontology annotation, cellular component: cytoplasm. The coding region runs from base 1 to 3462 and encodes 1153 amino acids. NCBI's taxonomy places the organism in Eukaryota, Fungi, Ascomycota, Eurotiomycetes, Eurotiales, Aspergillaceae.